CCUCAGCUCCAUGAUGGAUAGCGUUCCGACCGCUACGUAGCCACAGAGUGGGAGGGACUCCCCAUCUUCCAGCUUUUCCAUUGGUUUUACAGUCCGCUCGGCGAAGAGGGGGGGUGCCUCUAAUCAUAUCCAGCAUGUUUUGCACAAGAAAUGUCAGCCAGAAAGGGCUAUCUUCUCCCUUCGCCAAAAUACACCACAAUAAUGUCAUGUUCGGACAGCCCGUCAGGAAACGCGUUUUUGGUGGAUUCUCUGAUCAGUGGCCGCAGCGAGAGCGGCGGAGGUCACUACACUGGGAGCGCGGUGUGUGUGCCACAUAGCACUGCUACAGAAGUGCCUUACGGACUACACAACUAUGGAUACUUCCCAGGUAUGGGUAAGAGGAGCGAGGUGGGUCCUCAAAACAUGGUUUCCGCCUCAGGUGCGUACAUGUCCAGCAUGGAAAUGUGGAUGGACGCGCAGAGGUCAUGUCGAAUGGACCAAGAGCACCCGGUAGGUCCCCAGGUCGCGCCCUGCUCGUUCCCGCAGAAUAUUAAGGAAGAGAGCACCUACUGCCUGUACGAGCAGCCGAAGUGCCCAAAAGCCUCCACCGCAGAAGAUCUAACAUAUUCAAGGUUAACUACAGCCGGCCUGGGGUCGAGUUCUUGUACAGUUACCGAUGGCGGCGGCGGGGGCUCAGUGCCUGUGCCGGGCUACUUCCGCUUGUCUCAGACGCACGCACAUUCUCAUAAACUUUACAACACCAACGGCCCCCAGUCGAACCCUUCCCAUUCUCAUUUUGGCCUACACCCCACUGCUCCCGCUCGCUUCCACACGCCACCAACUUCGACUUCUGCUCCAGCCACGGCGCAGGAGGGCAGGAACACCGAGGAGCCCGUGUCCUCGGGAACCGCAGACCUGCAGGCUCGUGCUGCGUCGGGGAUCGAGGACGCGCGCGACUCUUCGGAUGGAGAAGCGUCCUCAGCAGACGAAGCAGAAGACAAUGAUAAAGAGAGACCAGCGAAGGCCAGUAAAGGAGACUCAAAAAGUGAAAACACAGCCAACUGGCUGACAGCAAAAAGCGGCCGAAAGAAACGGUGUCCAUACACCAAGCACCAGACACUAGAGCUGGAGAAGGAGUUCCUCUUCAACAUGUACCUGACCCGAGAGCGCCGCCUAGAGAUCAGUAAAAGCGUCCACCUGACGGACAGACAGGUAAAAAUCUGGUUCCAGAACCGCAGGAUGAAACUGAAGAAAAUGACGCGAGAAAACAGGAUCCGGGAGCUCACCGCCAACUACGGAUUUUCAUGAUGAACGAGGUGAUUUUACAUUGAAACAAAUGAAAAUAGUCAAAAAAGAAAUAAAUCAGUGACCCCCACCCCCCCAUCCCGCUCCCUUCUCCACCCCUCCCUCGCCACUUUGUCCACACCAAGACUCAUUUCGCUGUGGGGUGCAACUUUUUUCCUUCAAUUUCCAGACACGCUUAAUGUCAAUGCAUCGUCCUCUGUGAGCUACUGAGACAAGAAAAGGGAAAAAAUAAUUGAAUGUUAUUGGUUCUAUUUGGUUGUUUUCUGAUAUUGUGUUUUUGUAUUGUUCCUGUCACCUCUGUCGUAUGGUUGGAUAUUGUCGUCAGUGGAGUUAAAUCAGUGCAGUUUAAAAAUAAUGAUAAUAAUAAUAAUAAUAACAAUAAUAAUAAUAAUAAACCCAGUUGUGCCCUGGAAGGUGGUUGAAAUGGUCCACUUUUGCCCCACCGCUGCCCAGUAAUCUUAUAUCUAAAUUUAACCAAACUAUUAUAAAUCCAAUUUUAUUUUAAUUGGAAUUGCAUGGUAUGACAUUUUAAGAUAUUAUUUUAGCAAAUUUAAACCACUCUGGAAUAUAAUGCCCUUAUAUCACCAAGGGAAAAAUAAUUCACCCUUUGACCAUUAGAUGUAGUCAAAUCUAUGUAUGAGCUAAAUGUAUAAAUUGAAUCUUUAUCACGCUGAGGACGUUUACACGAAAACAAGUGUGUACAAAGUGAAGGAGGAAUGUUUCUAUUGUAUAUUUCUGUGUACAUAUGACAUUGUGUUUUUGUGUAAUGCUUAAUAAAUUAUCAGCUCGCACUGAAAAGUAGCUGCUUGCA
Amphiprion ocellaris (clown anemonefish) is the source of this 2095-nucleotide messenger RNA. Its product is annotated as homeobox protein Hox-A10. Gene Ontology annotation, cellular component: nucleus. The coding region runs from base 151 to 1287 and encodes 378 amino acids. The record is from RefSeq and is a predicted model, not a curated record. Lineage: Eukaryota; Metazoa; Chordata; Actinopteri; Pomacentridae. The transcript has 2 exons. Gene Ontology annotation, molecular function: DNA-binding transcription factor activity, RNA polymerase II-specific; RNA polymerase II cis-regulatory region sequence-specific DNA binding. Gene Ontology annotation, biological process: regulation of transcription by RNA polymerase II.